Messenger RNA from Pocillopora verrucosa, 3605 nucleotides. RefSeq names its product unconventional myosin-XIX. Gene Ontology annotation, molecular function: actin filament binding; ATP binding; microfilament motor activity. Gene Ontology annotation, biological process: vesicle transport along actin filament; actin filament organization. NCBI's taxonomy places the organism in Eukaryota, Metazoa, Cnidaria, Anthozoa, Scleractinia, Pocilloporidae. Gene Ontology annotation, cellular component: actin cytoskeleton; cytoplasm; vesicle. The record is from RefSeq and is a predicted model, not a curated record.
AUUUGAAUGAGAGUUCCAUAACAUUAAGUUAUUUUUCUAUAAAUUUCGCGAUCAGCUGUGUUUACUGUUCUGUUCGCUGAUUAGUUAAUGCGAAUAUGAAGGUAUUGGAAAAUUUAACUGCAAAUAAGCCGGCAGAAAGGAAAAAGGAUGGUUCAUUUGAAGAGUCUUUCCAUAAAAGAAAUAAAGAAGAAAACCUUGCUUUCCAAAGCAUCAUUGGCGAUUUAACCUCACUGAGUCCUUUGAAUGAAAAAACAGUGCUCCAGGUGAUAGAAGCUCGUUUUCAAACAGGCAAAUUUUACUCUUGGGCAGGUGUUCCACUCAUUGCAGUCAAUCCAUUCCAAAAUGUUGCAGAUCUCUAUGACAGUGCAACGGUUGAGAAAUACAAGAGAAUUGGGCCAAGUGAAAUAAAGGAAUGCCCGCCUCAUAUAUUCGCCAUUGGUCAGAAAGUGUAUUGCGAUCUCAGGAGAGAUAUGGAAACCAAGAACCAGUCCGUUAUCGUCAGUGGCGAGAGUGGCGCGGGAAAGACAUGGACAACACGAAAACUUAUGCAUUUCAUAACUGAUUUGACGAAUUCGAGGAAAGACGAGAUUGCUAAAGUGAACAGAAUUGAGCAAAGGAUUCUAGAUUCGAAUCCCAUUCUGGAAGCAUUUGGAAAUGCAAAGACCGUACGCAACGAAAACAGUAGUCGAUUUGGAAAAUACAUCCAACUUCAGUUUGAUAGGAACCAGAAGAUCGUCGGAGCAACUAUCAACACUUAUCUUCUGGAAAAGACGAGAGUUGUACAUCAGGCUAAAGGGGAACGAAAGUUUCACAUUUUUGACCAGAUGACUUCGGCAGAAUGCCACCUCCAAGAUUCUUCUUUGAGAAAUGACGAAUCAGCUUCUGCUGCUCUCGAAGCAACAAAGCAAGCGUUGGAGAAUGUUGGAAUUGACCAUCAACUUCAAUGCGAAAUUUUUAAGAUCCUGAGUGGAAUUCUCAAACUUUGUGAUGUUCACUUUGUGGAUGGGAAUACGACGACAACGAGCGAAAUUUGUUACGUUCAAGAUGAUCAAGUUUCAGAAGUUUAUGAUUUACUGGGAACCGAAGCGCAGUCUCUAGAGCAAUGCUUGUGCUCACGACGAAUCACAACGGGUUCCACUGGCGAACAGUUCAUGAAGCCUUGUUCAACAUCAGAAUGCGUGGAGAGAAGAGAUUGUAUAGCCAAACUUGUCUACUCCAGAUUGUUCGACUGGAUAGUAAACUUCAUAAACAUUUCUAUCAGAGCACCGCCCGAUUCAAAACAUUCUUUCAUCGGUCUUUUAGACAUCUACGGAUUUGAAAACUUCCACUUGAACAGCUUGGAGCAGUUAUGUAUCAACUAUGCUAACGAAAAGCUUCAACAACAUUUCGUGUACCACUUUAUGAAAAGACAACAGGAAGAAUAUCAGAAGGAAGGUAUUGACUGGACCUUUCAAGAGUUCGUGGACAAUCGUCCGUGUUUAGAUCUCAUUGAAGGGAGGACAAGUGUCUUUUCGUUAAUGAACGAGGAGUGCCGUUUGAAAAGAGAGCUGGACACUAACUCGUUCAGUACCCGCCUGAAGACAGCACUGGCUCAAAACACUCACUUUACCUGUCCGCGGUUUAAAAGUGAAAAUCACGAGUUCAGUAUUCAUCACUUUGCCGAGAGUGUCUCUUACCAAGUAGAAGAACUCGUCAAGAAAAACAAGGAUUUUGUUCCACCCGAAGUAAUCGAACUGUUACAAAGCAGCACCAAUUCAUUGAUCCAAGAGCUGUUUCAAGCGAGAGAUCUUAUUCCGGACAGAGCUGGUGAACAAGAGAAUGGACAGUUUCCAUUCAAGGAAAGCAGUAAACAUCGACAGUCCACAAUCACUGUUGUUCAUAAAUUCAAGGAUUCACUCAACAGACUGAUGUCAACACUGCGUUCUACAAAUGUUCACUACAUUCGUUGUAUCAAGCCAAACUCCAAUUGUCAGCCCGGAGUAUUCGAUAGAAACCAGGUAAUGGCUCAGUUGAAUGCAUGUGGUUUGGUCGAGACAAUUCGAAUCAGCGCUGCUGGUUAUCCAAUCAGACUAUCCCAUCAUGAAUUUCUGAAACGCUACAAUAUCGCCUUGAAGCAUAUGGACCCUGUUAUGAACAGUCACGUUACUUUUCCUCAAGCCAAGUCGCCGAGGACAGUAGAAUCGGCGUCUCCUCGCGUUCCCGCCUUGGAAAGACUCAAGCGUCGAUCGCGUCGGAGACACCGAAGUAGCUACGACCACACGAGACACAUCUGUCGGUCGAUCUUGGAGAUUGUCAAGGUUGAUAGUGAUGAAGUUAAAGAAAAUGUCCUUGAGAGUGGCAGUCAUGGUGUAAAAAUUGGAAGGACGAGGGUUUUUCUAAGGGAAGAAACGAUGGAGAGGUUGGAGCAAGUACGAAACAGAUGUCUCACCAAAUCAGUGUUGAUAAUCCAGAAGUGUUGGAGGCGUCACAAAAGGAGGCUCGAACGGAGAAGGGUGACUGCGGCUGUUUUAAUCCAAUCAGCUUGGAAAGGAUGGAGAGCCAAGAUAAAUUUCCGGAGAAUUCAGGAAUCAACCAAAGUCAUACAACGCUAUGCGAGACGCUAUUUCGAGGCGAAACGACUCAAAAAAGAGUGCCGAAGUGUUCUAAACUCAACCGGUGACAUGUCCACAAAAGAGGCCUUGGCUCUGAAGGAAAGCAUUUGUGUUUCACCACUGUCCCCAUCUUUUUCACUCCUUGAAACUACUAGCCGUCAUUUUGGUUUGACUUCAAGUUUAGCCUCACGUGCAAUGCCGUCUUGGUUCGACGAGUUUACACCACAAAACCGUGGGUUGUCGCCUUGUAAAAGUCAAAUGAUGAUGAGUUCGAGCAGAAGUCAUGUAAGCCCUCUUGGUCUGUUAAUGGGCUUCGGACGGGGGAACCUUCACACAAGAAUACAGACUAGAAAGCACUGUGUCACGCAGUCCGUCAAUAAAUCGUCCACUAUUAUAUCGCGGCGAGACAUUGAAAAGGUACCAGUAGCAUUUCAUUGCAAAGGAACCCCUCUGGCUUACGCCAACACGAGACCACAUCCGGGAAACACAACCAACACGGGAUUAGCAAGCAUCAGCGAAAUGGAUUGUUAACAAAAGUGAACGACCUCACCCUGCACUUUGCACCGGCUCUUUCGGCACGGGAGUGAUGGACAAGUAACUUCGCAGACAUUUUCUCGCGCUUAUUACAUCGCAACCAGGUCAUUCUAUUUAUCCGCAAGGCAAUGCGAGUUGGUUAAUGCACUGGGAACGAGAAAUCCUCGACUAAAUGAAAAUAUGACUGUGUUGAUUUCGAUUUAAGUUACUUCUUAAAGCGUUAUGUUGAUCCAAAGAUGUAGACAAGAAAUUAUGUCUACAAGAGAAUUUUCGCUCACUAUUCGCGAAGCCUAACUCAACGGAGCAAAAAAAUAUCGCCGCGUGAAAAAGGAGAGGUAUUGUUUGAAUGGUAAAUCAUACAGUAGAAAAAAAAUUCUAAAAAAAAAAUUGUGUUUAAUUACACUGUUACGUUAGAGUAAUACGUGGUAAUCUACAAGUUUGGUGUAAAAUAUUUUUUAAUUAGGGAUUAAAUUCAUAUUC